Molecule: messenger RNA, 1418 nt
Organism: Brassica oleracea var. oleracea
Lineage: Eukaryota; Viridiplantae; Streptophyta; Magnoliopsida; Brassicales; Brassicaceae
Product: actin-related protein 7-like
Exons: 5
Coding region: 196-1284 (362 amino acids)
Biological process (GO): anatomical structure morphogenesis
Cellular component (GO): nucleus
Source: RefSeq, a predicted model, not a curated record
CGCUGUUUCUUCGUCGAUUCUCUGUUUCCGUCUCUCACUCACUCACUCGUAAAGCUUCUUCCGUUUUCAAUUCAAAGUGGAUUAUGAGGGACCUCGAAAAGCCAUUUUCUCUUUCCCUUUGUCUCUGUCUCUAACUUGAUUCAACGCUCCCAAGUUCUCUUCUUUAGCUUCCUUAACUUGGUGGUUUGUGAAAUAAUGGAAGCACUUGUAGUUGAUGCUGGCUCCAAGCUCCUCAAAGCGGGAGCAGCGAUUCCUGAUCAGUCUCCUGCAAUGAUAAUUCCAUCUCAGAUGAAACGAAUGGUUGAUAAUGGUGAUGUGUCUUCUUCAGCUGUCACUGUUCUUGAAGAUGUCACUCUUGACCCUAUUGAAAGAGGGUUCAUUAGAGACUGGGAUGCUAUGGAGGAUCUGUUGCGUUACGUUGUGUACACUGGGCUUGGAUGGGGGGAGGGUAACGAAGGCAACAUACUCUUCACUGAUCCUCUCUACACUCCUAAGGCUAUUAGGGAGCAGUUGGUGCAGUUGAUGUUUGAAACGUUCAAUGUUUCUGGAUUCUAUGCAUCAGAGCAAGCAGUAUUGUCUCUUUAUGGUGCUGGGAGGAUCUCCGGUUGCACUGUUGAUAUUGGUCAUGGGAAGAUAGAUAUUGCCCCAGUUCUUGAAGGUGCUGUGCAGCACAUUGCCUCGAAACGCUUUGAGCUCGGUGGAACCGAUCUUACCAAACUAUUUGCGCAAGAGCUUGGAAAGUCCAACCCUUUGGUGAAUCUAAGCAUGUCUGAUGUUGAAACACUAAAAGAACAGUAUGCAAGCUGUGCCGAGGACGAGAUUGCUUACGAGAAAACCCAAAACUGUGAGAUCGAGCUGCAUACGCUUCCUGAUGGACAGGUGAUAAGCAUUGGGAGAGAGAGAUUCUCUGUUGGUGAAGCUCUGUUUCAGCCAUCAAUAUUGGGACUUGAAGAGCAUGGAAUAGUUGAGCAGCUUGUCCGGAUUAUAUCCACAGUAUCAUCUGAGAACCAUACGCAACUCUUGGAGAACACUGUGCUUUGUGGUGGCACAACCUCCAUGACAGGAUUCGAAGGCAGGUUUCAGAAAGAGGCAAACUUGUGCUCAUCAGCCAUUAGGCCAAUGCUGGUGAAACCGCCAGAGUAUAUGCCUGAGAGUUUGGGAUUGUACUCAGCUUGGGUGGGAGGAGCAAUACUAGCCAAGGUGGUGUUUCCACAGAAUCAGCAUGUUACUAAAGCUGACUACGACGAGACUGGACCAUCCGUGGUUCACCGGAAAUGUUUCUGAUCCUAAACGGACCAAACCGUUGUUGUAGUUGAGGAUUGAUUUUGCAUUUGUUGUGGUUAGGAACACUAAUAAUUUGGACAGCUCCCACUCAAUCUAUGUACGUUUAAGCAGCUUACAAGAUUUAAACACUCCGA